Messenger RNA from Coregonus sp. 'balchen', 1420 nucleotides. Lineage: Eukaryota; Metazoa; Chordata; Actinopteri; Salmoniformes; Salmonidae. The record is from the annotation of a GenBank genome assembly.
GUUCUAAGAAAGCGGAAGGAUUAAGCUCCAGUGUAGUUUGUGUACUUUGGUGUUUAACGUUCCCCUGUUUAACAGGACAAAACCCACCCCACCCCAACUUUAGUCGUUUAGCUAGCUAGCGAAGACCUUUUCACACCAGAUCUGACAUUGUUAUAUACGGAUUUCUGGAGAAAACAAUACUGAAUGUAAGUAAGUAGUGUAUUGCAUUGCAUGAAUGAAUUGAAUUGACAGUUUCUAGUAGCAUGCUAGCAACCUAGCUUAUCUGAAUGCACAAUGUGACUGGCUAUGAAUAUAUCAGAUUGUUGAAUGGUAAAACAAUCUCUACAUUUCACAAUAUUUCAGAUUGACUUCGCCAUGGCCUGUAGUCCACCCCCCAAUUUCUCCUGGGUCGAACCUAACAAGUUGGCAGGACUGGCGUUCCCUCGAAUGACUGCCCACUACCAAUACCUUCUAGACAAUGGCAUUCAACACUUGGUCUGCUUGUGUGAGAAAAAACCACCCAACUAUGAUACUGUUCCAGGAGUGAAACUACACCACAUCAAUAUAAUAGACUUCACCCCACCAACUCCAGAACAAAUUCAGAGGUUUCUGUCCAUUGUGGAGGAAUCAAACGCCAAAGGCGAAGUAAGGGUUCAGUUAAGAAGUAUCCAGUUACCCAUUAUUCAGUGAAUACUUACUUCUGUUCUAACACAUGAAACCAAAUGAACAUUGACCACUGAGUUCAGUGUAACAGGUGAACACAGCUAAUUAUUCUCAACCAUUGAUGUAUAUUAACAUAUAGCCUUCUGUAUCUCUAUCUAUGUAGUCAACCAUAUGUAUUUCUCUCUGCUGUAGGGUGUAGCUGUCCACUGUAUGCAUGGCCAUGGGAGGACAGGGACCAUGUUGGCCUGCUAUCUGGUGAAGACCAGGAAAAUCUCCGGCAUCGAUGCCAUCAAUGAGAUCAGAAGACUACGUCACGGCUCUAUCGAGACACACGACCAGGAGAAAGCAGUGGUGCAGUUUUACCAGCGCAUAAAAUAACUUUGUUUAAAUAUUUUACGUUUAAAUAAUGUUUAGAGGGGAAAUCACCUAUCCUGUACUGUACACAUCUGUAACUUGACAAAUUGAAGUGGCCAAAUGUUAAAUGUGGCCACAUUUUAUAUAUUGUAGCUGUAUCUCUUCUUUAAAGCUGCUACUCAGGGUUUGGACUACACGUGGACUUUUUAGGAGUGACUAUUUUUAACACUAGGAGGGUGUCCUGAGUUGUAAGGAAAGUAUACGGUACAUCCGCAAUGUAUACCAUGACUGCUGUGCUUCUGCCUCUCCAUUGCUUGCUCUUUGGGGGUUUAGGCUGGGUAACUGUAAAGCACUUUGUGACAACUGCUGAUGUAAAAUGGGCUUUAUAAAACAAAUGACUGAUUUCAUUGCUGUUGAAAAUUUG